AUUGGAGGUACUUGGCGGAAAUUGACUAGCGUCGUCAAUAAAUCAGCUGCCAACUUGAUUGAUCAAGUCCGAAGUAUCGCCGAGGUCACUAAAAAUGUCGCGCUGGGAGAUUUAACAAAACAGAUCAAUAUCGAUGCUCGUGGCGAAAUCCUUGAUUUGAAGAACACUGUAAACGGAAUGGUCAUCCAACUUCGUGCAUUAGCGGCUGAAGUCACUCGUGUCACAUUGGAAGUCGUCUCUCAAGGCAAGUUG
Messenger RNA from Suillus paluster, 252 nucleotides. RefSeq lists its product as uncharacterized. Gene Ontology annotation, cellular component: membrane. Gene Ontology annotation, biological process: signal transduction; cellular hyperosmotic response. The transcript has a single exon. Gene Ontology annotation, molecular function: protein histidine kinase activity. Lineage: Eukaryota; Fungi; Basidiomycota; Agaricomycetes; Boletales; Suillaceae. The annotation marks the transcript as partial. The record is from RefSeq and is a predicted model, not a curated record.